This is a messenger RNA of Eutrema salsugineum, 1981 nucleotides long. RefSeq names its product sn1-specific diacylglycerol lipase beta. Gene Ontology annotation, biological process: lipid metabolic process. The transcript is spliced from 8 exons. The record is from RefSeq and is a predicted model, not a curated record. Bases 216 to 1859 code for a protein of 547 amino acids. NCBI's taxonomy places the organism in Eukaryota, Viridiplantae, Streptophyta, Magnoliopsida, Brassicales, Brassicaceae.
UGUGCUUUCUUCUCGUCAUCAGCUUUUGUUUUCCGAUUUGCUCGGCCUCGCCGUUAGUUAACCCUGCCACCGCCCCGCCGUCUCUUCGAAGUUGCAUUUACUUAAUAUUUCUCUGUUCCGUCGUCGGUUUCGGGAGGGUUCCUUUUACUGGAAACUGGAAAGGGGGCAAUUGAAUUUUUGUUUUGGCUGGACAAUUUCAUUUCUGAGCCACGCCAAUGGCUAACAAGUCACUGAAUCGGCUACUAUGGAAUUUCUUUGUAGAAGAUUCGCCGUUCAAGAAGAGACGUGGGUUAUAUCAAGGAGUUGUUCACAAUGUAAUCAAGCGGUUUCAGUCGCAGUUAUCAGAAUCAGGCAAGGUAGAUAAGGAGUUGGAAGAACAUGAAGCCAAUAAAACGCCAAGCUUCUCUUCUUCGAGGUCCGGGUUAGAGAAUAGAAGACGAUUUGAAUCAGGCCUCGACAGUGAUAGCUCCGGUGAUGAAGAUACAGGUGAUGGAAAGUGGAAACUAGACCUAGCUUGGCUCACAAAAGCACUUGAGCCAGCUAUUCAAUUGCGUAGAUGGGCUCUUCCAACAGGAGAGAAAUCACAGCCUGGUAGUCGAUCUUUGUCAGAGAUCAUUGCUAGUAUUCAGAAGAGUAAGCUCGGGAUUGAAGGUUGGACUCUCGGUGAUCUUACAAUCGGUCUCUAUCUUAUUUACCUUAGACAAGCAUCCUUGUCUCCUUUUGAGGACGUCAAGGGCGUAGAAGUUGUUUCAGAAUCUACGGUUUAUGAUCUCAUAUACAACGCAGAGUUAGCAAAAGGUUGUUACAGGGAUAGUGUGAGUGGUCUUGCGAGGAACACGAUGCUUCGAGAGAAUAACAUUCUUAAAUUUGUGAAAGAUUCAAGCGUUAUGAGGCCUGGUUAUUACGUAGGAGUUGACCAUCGAAGGAAACUCGUAGUCUUUGGAAUACGCGGGACACAUACAAUUUAUGAUCUUAUCACUGACAUUGUCUCUUCAAGCGAUGAAGAGGUCACUUUUGAAGGCUACUCAACACACUUUGGAACCGCUGAAGCUGCACGGUGGUUCCUUAAUCACGAAUUGCAAACUAUAAGAAGGUGCUUAGAGAAAUACGAGGGAUACAAGUUGAGGCUUGUUGGUCAUUCUCUCGGCGGCGCUAUAGCUUCUUUAAUGGCGAUUAUGCUCAGGAAAAUGCCAAGGGAGGAAUUAGGAUUCGAUGCUGAAAUUAUUUCAGCCGUUGGCUAUGCGACACCUCCUUGUGUUUCCAAAGAGCUCGCAGAGAACUGCUCUGAGUUUGUGACAACUAUUGUGAUGCAGGAUGAUAUAAUACCUAGACUAAGUACAGCCUCUCUAGCGAGAUUGAGGAAUGAAAUCCUUCAGACAGAUUGGACAAGUGUAAUCGAAAAAGAAGAAUGGAAGAGCGUACUAGAUUUGGUAACAAACGCGAAACAAGUUGUCUCCUCAGUGCAAGACGCAGCUCGGAAAGUUUCUGAAUAUGCAAAAUUCGGAAACAAGAAAGAAUUUCCUGAACUCCCUUCAUCCAAGAACGACCGGUCUGAUGCACUAAUCCCUGAUUCUACGAAUAAAGAUGUUGUAAAAUUGCCAGAAGAGUUAUAUGUACCGGGCGCGGUUUACUACCUGAUGAGGAACCUAAGAGGAAACCCGAAAGGCGGAUCAGGAAAAAGAGUUGAAUACUUUAGUCUAUGGAAGAGAGAUCCAGGACAACAUUUUCAGAGGAUACUUCUCUCAGGUAAUUUCAUUACAGACCAUAAAUGUGAUAGCCAUUACUACGCGCUGCGAGAUGUGCUCAAAGGAUUUCCCAGUUUCAUCGACGAAAACAUCUUUAAGAAGCAAUGCAAGUGAGAUGUUUGUCUCGUCUAUGGUUAGAACGUAAUGUUUAAGUUUGUCGGCAAACACUUUAAGAAUAAAUUAUCAGUUAAUCACAGCUUCAAGAGUGUUUACCUUGGAAAUUAUAAAAGUUCAAA